UCUUGCAAUAUACAACAAAAUCAUGUCUUUAUUUGCUCUUUUUUCACUUGCAUUAUUCUUUCUAUGUUCUUGUUUUUGUUUUACCCCUUCGAAUGGAGCUUCUGAUCCAAUAUAUGAAUCUUUUCUAAAAUGUCUUCCCACACAAUCACCUCAACCAGACCCGACCAUUUCCACCAUAGUCUACAGUCACAGAUCUAACUCGUCCGCUUACACCACCGUCUUACAAGCUUACAUAAAAAACAGUCGUUUAAACACCACCUCCACACCUAAACCCGCCGUCAUCAUCACCCCGACCAAAGAAUCCCACGUUCAAGCCACCAUCCUAUGUGCGAAGAAACUUAAUAUCCAAAUUAAAAUUCGUAGUGGUGGGCAUGAUUAUGAAGGAAUCUCAUACAUUUCAUCCGAGAAAAACUUCAUCGUACUUGACAUGUUUAAUUUCCAAAAGGUUGAUGUUAACAUAGCCACGGAAACAGUUGUUGUCCAAGCCGGGGCUCAAUUGGGUGAAUUGUAUUACCGAAUUUGGGAAAAGAGCAAUGUGCAUGGCUUCCCCGCUGGAGUAUGUCCAACAGUCGGUGUUGGUGGCCAUCUAAGCGGUGGUGGCUAUGGUACCAUGCUACGAAAAUACGGGUUAUCAGUGGAUCACAUGAUCGAUGCCCGGAUUGUUGAUGUUAAAGGCAAUAUUUUGGAUCGAAAAUCAAUGGGCGAGGAUCUUUUUUGGGCUAUACGUGGGGGUGGGGGUGCUAGUUUUGGUGUUAUAUUAUCUUACACCGUGAAACUUGUCCCUGUGCCAAAGGUUAAUACGGUUUUUCGUAUAAUGAAAACCGCAAAUGAGAAUGCAUUAGAACUUAUUUACAAAUGGCAGUUGGUUAGUUCAACCAUCGACAAUGAUUUGUUUAUCCGGGCUCUUUUACAACCGAUGACCAUAAAUAACACAAAGACAGUCCGUGCUUCAUUUGUAGCACAUUUCUUAGGUGAUGCUGAAAGAUUAGUUGCUCUAAUGACCAAUAAAUUCCCGGAAUUGGGUCUAAACAAAGAAGAUUGUAUAGAAAUAAGUUGGAUUCAAUCCGUGCUUUUCUGGACAAAUCUGGAUUACAACACGACCAUCCCCAAGAUCCUCCUUAACCGCCACUCUGACAAUCCUAGUUUCUUAAAACGAAAGUCAGACUACGUACAAACCCCGAUAUCUAAAUCAGGGUUGAAGUCCAUAUUUGACAAGUUGUCUGAAUUGGGUAAAGUUGGUUUUGUUUUUAAUCCCUAUGGUGGGAGAAUGAAUGAAGUUGCAUCACAUGCAACUCCAUUCCCACACCGAGCUGGAAACUUGUUUAAGAUCCAGUACUCGGUGAACUGGAAUGAUGCCGAUCCAAAACAAGCAACAAAUUACCUAAAUCAAACUAGAGUUUUGUAUAGCUUUAUGACAAACUAUGUGUCAAAGAAUCCAAGAGGUGCAUUCUUGAAUUAUAGAGAUCUUGAUAUCGGUGUCAUGAAGGGAACCGGCAAGAGUGGUUACAACUCCGGAAAGGUUUAUGGGGAGAAGUAUUUCAUGGGUAACUUUGAUAGAUUGGUGAAGGUGAAAACUGUUGUUGAUCCUGAUAAUUUUUUCAGGAAUGAACAAAGUAUUCCAAUUCUUUUUAAAAAGAGUACAGGUAAUUCAAGGAAAAUGACGACACUAGUUUAGAAUCGAUCUAAUAACAUUCUUCAUUUUGUCUGUGCACUAUUAAUUUAUAUUGUUUUGUUUUAAUUAUGUACCAUUGUUUGAAGUAUAUGAAAAUGACGUUUGAGGUUCGCCAUUUGUGGCAUAGUUCGAAGGUGAAUAAAAAAAUUGAAAUGGUAUUUGCAUG
Messenger RNA from Erigeron canadensis, 1838 nucleotides. Its product is annotated as berberine bridge enzyme-like 21. Gene Ontology annotation, molecular function: FAD binding; oxidoreductase activity. NCBI's taxonomy places the organism in Eukaryota, Viridiplantae, Streptophyta, Magnoliopsida, Asterales, Asteraceae. The record is from RefSeq and is a predicted model, not a curated record. Bases 23 to 1675 code for a protein of 550 amino acids. The transcript has a single exon.